AUGACCUUGACUUCAGAAGAAUCAUCCUGGUUUGACCAGGCUCGGUUUAUUCCUCCCGAUGCCAUCUUUGCCCUAACCGCAAAGUAUGUGGCCGACUCAUUCCCACAGAAGGUCAAUCUAGGCCAGGGUACCUAUCGUGAUGCAAACGGUCAACCAUGGGUACUCCCAUCGGUCAACAAAGCGCGUGAGCAAUUAAUGACCAACGGCUUAAACCAUGAAUAUCUGCCCAUUCUGGGCCUGGCCGACUUCCGAAAUGCGACAGCCAAGCUGGUCUUGGGACCUGAGCUAUAUUCUCAGAGACAGAGUCAAGUGGCAACCUGCCAAAGCUUGUCUGGCACUGGUUCUCUGCAUUUGGCGGGUUUGUUACUGCGCGCCUGUCAUGGCCAGCCUAAAGUAUACAUUCCCUCCCCCACCUGGUCCAACCAUCAUCAGGUCUUCGGAUCACUCGGGUUCCCUUGUGAGAGCUUCAAAUACUAUGAUCCAGAGACACGGGAUUUGGACGUGGAAUCAUACUACUCCAUGUUAGAUAAUGCAGAGCCAAACUCAAUCAUUAUCAUCCACGCCUGUGCCCAUAACCCAACCGGUUGCGACCCCAGCAAAGAGCAAUGGAAGGAGAUUGCGAGGCGCAUGAAGGAGCGGCGUCUGUUCCCACUCUUCGACUCUGCCUAUCUUGGGUUCAACUCGGGGAACCUGGAUGAGGAUGCCUAUCCGAUUCGACUGUUCAUUGGGGAGAUGGGCAUGGAAGCCGGUGUGUGUGUCUCAUUUGCGAAGAAUAUGGGUCUUUACGGGGAACGAGUCGGAUGCUUCCUGCUAGCCACUCACACGGAACAAGCGGCCACCAACACGCAAUCCAUGCUGGAGAUGCUCCAGCGAUCCGAAGUGUCCAACCCCCCUGGUUUUGGAGCCAAGAUUGCCAGCCAGGUGUUGAGGUCAGAGGAGCUCAAAAGGAUGUGGUAUACGGAUAUGAUCACCAUGAGCGAUCGCAUCCGAUCCAUGAGAAAGGCCUUGUAUGAUCAUUUACUCGCACUCGAGACGCCUGGAUCCUGGGAUCACUUGAUCCGGCAGUCAGGGAUGUUUGGGUUUCUAGGAUUGUCGGCGGAGGUUGUGGUGCAGCUUCGAGGUAUGUCCGAGUCGCUGGACAUCAAAGUGCCAGUUAGAAAAGAUGAGAAUGCUAAUCCCAGUACUGCAGAGCAAUAUCAUGUUUACAUGGCCGAUAAUUCUCGGGUAUCAAUUGCGGGUCUCAACGAGGGCAAUGUUGAAUAUGUUGCGAGAUCAAUUGCGGAAGUUUUGAAGGCGAAUUAA
Penicillium manginii is the source of this 1302-nucleotide messenger RNA. RefSeq lists its product as uncharacterized. The record is from RefSeq and is a predicted model, not a curated record. Gene Ontology annotation, molecular function: L-aspartate:2-oxoglutarate transaminase activity; pyridoxal phosphate binding. Gene Ontology annotation, cellular component: cytosol. NCBI's taxonomy places the organism in Eukaryota, Fungi, Ascomycota, Eurotiomycetes, Eurotiales, Aspergillaceae. Bases 1 to 1302 code for a protein of 433 amino acids. The transcript is spliced from 2 exons. Gene Ontology annotation, biological process: L-aspartate biosynthetic process.